AUGUCGUCGCAGUGUCGCUGUCGUGAAAGUGUGCACAGUUUUUAUCGCUUCGUACCGAUUUCCACGUACCUACAUAGCAUGUCGAUGUCGCUUUCAUAUCGUAUCGCCUAUCGUAUCGCUCUAAUAUGCACCGUGCCUAACGGAAAAAUCAGUGCUGAGGGUAAUGGGGACAACCAGAAGAGGCAGGCGUAUUUUAAGGCGAAGCGCAUACAGAGCAAUGAAUUGGCCGCCAUCAAAGUCAUCAAACUCGAGCCCACCGAUGACAUACAGAUCAUCCAGCAGGAGAUUAUUAUGAUGCGCGAUUGUCGGCAUAAAAACAUCAUCACAUACUAUGGUUCGUAUUUGCGACGCGACAAAUUGUGGAUAUGUAUGGAGUAUUGUGGUGGUGGCAGUCUGCAGGACAUCUACCAGGUGACGGGGCCGCUGGCCGAACAACAGAUCGCCUACAUGUGCCGUGAAACUUUGAAAGGACUCGAGUACCUGCAUACGAUGGGCAAGAUGCAUCGUGAUAUCAAGGGCGCCAACAUCCUGCUGACCGAACAGGGCGACGUCAAGCUGGCGGAUUUCGGUGUGUCAGCGCAGAUAACCGCCACGAUCAACAAGCGAAAAAGCUUUAUCGGUACACCAUAUUGGAUGGCACCCGAGGUGGCCGCUGUGGAGCGCAAAGGUGGCUACAAUCAAUUAUGUGAUAUAUGGGCGGUGGGCAUAACGGCAAUUGAACUUGCUGAACUACAACCGCCAAUGUUCGACUUGCAUCCGAUGCGUGCGUUGUUCCUAAUGUCGAAAAGUGGUUUCAAACCGCCCACAUUGAGCAACAAGGAGAAAUGGAGUCCCACCUUUCACAAUUUCGUAAAGACGGCGCUGACGAAGAAUCCCAAGAAGCGUCCCACCGCCGAGUGUCUGCUAAAGCAUCCGUUCGUGCAGGGCGAGAUGUCGGUGCGUGUGGCCAAGGAGUUGCUGCAAAAGUUCUUGAGUCCAAAUCAGCAAUUCUACUACUAUUUGGAUGGCGAGGAGGAGACUGUCGCCAGCGUACCACAACGAAUAGCAAGUAAAAUGACAUCAAGGCCAAAUGGUAUUUCACCGCAAAAUCACACUUUGAAAACAGGCAUGACGACGAAUUCACAGUGGAACGAUCGCUCAUCUAGUCCCGAAACGUUGCCAAGCGACAUGAGCCUCUUACAGUAUAUUGAUGAGGAGCUAAAGCUAAGAGCCACUCUGCCAUUAACCGAUACCAAAGAUUUGCUUAGCACCGAGUGCCACUGCGCGCGCAAUAGCGGAAAUGGCAAUGGCAAUGGAGGUGGCAGCAGCGUCGGCGCCAACGACGCCCCUGCGCCAUCAGCCCCCGACGAUGUCAGCAGCUCCUCCACAACCUCUGCGACGGCCACAUCAGCAGCAACAGCAGCAACCACAAGCGUCAAUGGCGGCAGUGGUGCUGGCGGUUUGGGUCAUUCGAUGUCCGCCUACUUGGGACUGGGUAUUGGCUUUUCCAAUUUGCGCACGACUUCGGUUGAUGCUGUGACCAAUAAUGCCAACCACGACAGCGGCACUCGCCAUCAGCAACAGCAUACACACGUACACCAACAGCAGCAGCAGCAGCAGCAACAACAGCAGCCACGUUAUCACCAACAUCAUCAUCAUCAUUACAUGCACUACACCAACAACAGUAACAAUAGCAGCAACAACAAUAGUAACAGGAACAACAAAGGCGGGCAUGGCGGCAGCAAUAUGCAUUCGCGCUCAUCCAGCGCCACCGGCCUUGCGGCAACCCCCUCCAGCUUUUCCUACGAUGCCACAAUGGCGACGACAACAACUCUCAACGGGCAAUUGCCGCACACAUCGUUGUCCUCGUCGUCUUACAAUCCGUUGGAUAGUUUCAGUUGCGAUAGCGAUGGUGGUGCUGGUGCUGGCGGCGGUGACUUAGGUGGUAGUGUUAGUAGUACUAAUGGUGGCGGUGGCGUUGGCGAAGGUGGUUUAGUUUGUGGUGUGUUAGGUGUUGAUAGGAACGGCGGUAGUGGUGUUGGUGGUGCUGUUGGUUUUGUUGGUGUUGGUAGUAGUGUCGGCGGCCUUGUCGCUUCCCCAUCGCCCUCGUCAUCCACGUCCGCGUUUGCUCGUGAUGUGCUCAUGCAUUCCUCUGCUUCUACGUCGCAUUUGUUCACAAAUUUGCUGCGUAAUAAUGGCGCCAAUUAUUUUAAUAGCAACACUUCAGCGACCGAUUCGACAACGACGAUUGGCGCAGCUGCAGCAACGGCGACGUCAGCGUCCGCAUCCGCAUCGGCUUCGGCUGCUUCGGCGGGCUCGACCUCGGCCUCGGCCUCUGGCGAAUGCACGCCUACAUCGGCGCAGGCGACUGGCGGAGGCAUUGACAACAAUUGUGAUUAUAUGCAUGAAAGUAUUCAGAAUGGUUUAGAGGACUCGCCACGUCGCCAUAGCUCAAUGGACCAGCUAAUUGGCUUGCUAAAUGACAUGGGCAAAUCGUCGAGAACACGGAGCCUCAGCGAUGGAGGCACGCAAGAGGACGAAAUGGAGAAAGAAGCCCAACCGGAUCUGCUCAACAAUACGCCCCCCGUGCCUCCCAAACGUUCACAUCGUCGCCGCCACACCCCGCCACGUCCCAUCUCCAACGGUCUGCCCCCCACGCCCAAGGUGCAUAUGGGCGCCUGUUUCUCAAAGAUCUUCAACGGCUGCCCGCUGCGCAUACACUGCACCGCCUCGUGGAUCCACCCCGAAACGCGCGACCAACACCUGCUCAUCGGCGCCGAUGAAGGCAUAUUCAAUCUGAAUAUGAACGAGCUGCACGAUGCGGUAAUAGAUCAGCUCUUUCCGCGUCGCACCACCUGGCUGUAUGUGAUCAAGGACGUGCUAAUGAGUCUAUCAGGCAAAUCCUGUCAGUUGUAUAGGCACGAUCUGAUCGCGCUACAUUCCAAGCAGACCCAUCGUUUCUCGCUGCACAUGAACAAAAUUCCCGAAAGACUAGUGCCGCGCAAGUUCGCGCUCACCACCAAAGUUCCCGACACCAAAGGCUGCACCCAGUGCUGCGUCACGCGCAAUCCCUACAACGGCUAUAAAUACUUGUGCGGCGCCACGCCCAGCGGCAUCUUCCUCAUGCAGUGGUACGAUCCGCUGAACAAAUUCAUGCUGCUCAAGCAAUGCGAAUGGCCGGCAACGAGCAUACUGGGCGGCGGGCAUGGCUGCGUGCUGAAUGGCCACACAUCCGUCUUCGAGAUGAUCAUCACGCCGGAACUGGAGUAUCCGAUCGUGUGCACGGGCGUGCGAAAAGCACUCAAUGGCUGUCUCAAGCUAGAACUGAUCAAUAUGAAUAGCGCUAGUUGGUUCCAUUCGGACGAUUUGGAUUUCGAUGCUAUGGCAACAAUGGUGCCGCGGCGUGAUCUAUUGAAAGUGGUGAAAGUACAUCAGGUAGAAAAGGAUGCGAUACUUGUCUGCUAUGGCAACAUCAUACAAGUCGUCACGCUGCAGGGCAAUCCGAAGCAGCACAAGAAAAUGGUCUCGCAACUCAAUUUCGAUUUCAGUGUGGAUAGCAUAGUUUGUCUACCGGACAGCGUACUAGCAUUCCAUAAGCACGGCAUGCAGGGCAAGUCGUUGCGCAAUGGCGAAAUAACGCAGGAAAUCAAGGAUAUGAGUCGCACAUAUCGACUGCUCGGCUGUGAUAAAGUCGUCGCUUUGGAGAGUCAAUUGCUGCGCACCGGCUCACUGGGCAGCGAGGAGGGGCAUGAUCUUUACAUUCUAGCCGGCCAUGAAGCCAGUUAUUAAUUAACUAAAUAGAUAAAUAACUAUAGUUGUAGUUGUGGGAAAUGCAAUUAACUACAAAUGUAAAGAAAGUAAAAACUAAUCAUUCUGCUUACUGCAUACAAAAUGAACAAAACGGCUUAUACACAAUGCAUAAAAAGCCAAUUGGCAUGCGAAAUUGAGUAAAAUGAAUGUAGGUAUACAUAUGCAUGUGUAUAUAUAACUGAAAAUUAAAGUAUGUAUGUAAUUGUACGAUAGCAUUUAAAUUAUAAAGGAUAACUUUCUAAAUUUUUUGUAUAACAUCAAACGAUUUAUAAGCAUUUUCUAGCGUCAUUUUCAUUGUAAAAUGCAUACAACUUUUAAGGUGAGCGCAAACUGGCGAUUUUGAAUUUUUUUUUAGAAAUUGUAAGAUCCUACGCUGCACUAAAGCCAAAGCAUUUUGAGAUUAAAUGCAAGCAGGACAGCAAUGAAUUUUGUUGGCAUGCAUUUCUUAUUGUACAGUAUAGUGUGUGCGUCACCAAAUCAAGUGAAUGCCGUUAAAAGAUAAAAAUACAAAAACAAAAAACUUUCUUAACUAAGGAAAAUUGUAAAUGUUAUGCUGCGAUCGCUUAGUAACUUUAAAAUUUUGAGAAUAAGUUUUAGUUGUAUGGCAUUUCUUAGCUGCUACGAAUGUAUUCUCUGCUCAGUCAAUACUAUCUUAUUGCAUACAUACAUACACAUAGAUAAUUACAUACUUAAUUUAAGAGAGUAUUUUGAAAAUUUUCACGGUAUUUGAAUACAAAGUACGUAUUAAAAUGAGAAAGGGCACAGCAUUAAAUAAACAGCAAAGUGAUUGAAAUUUUAUGAGAUAUGUCUGUAUAUUCUUAAACAUAAAUACAAAAUAAUAAUAAUAAUAAUAGUCACUGCGAAAA
Rhagoletis zephyria (snowberry fruit fly) is the source of this 4655-nucleotide messenger RNA. It is a transcript of the gene hppy, whose product is annotated as MAP4K3-like protein hppy. NCBI's taxonomy places the organism in Eukaryota, Metazoa, Arthropoda, Insecta, Diptera, Tephritidae. The record is from RefSeq and is a predicted model, not a curated record. Gene Ontology annotation, biological process: protein phosphorylation; intracellular signal transduction. Gene Ontology annotation, cellular component: cytoplasm. Gene Ontology annotation, molecular function: ATP binding; MAP kinase kinase kinase kinase activity.